UUUUACUGUUCACACCCUCCGCAGGCUGUUGGGGGCCCGGGGAAGGAGGUUUUCGGGCAGUGGUGGCUUUUUGACACGUCUCGGUCACGCCCGUUGCCUGUGAUAGAGCCCCGAGGAAGGGAAAUCUUCCCGCAGAAUGUGUGCUUCCACCUGAAUAGGGUAGGGUGGGGUCCUGGGGGCCGGGGGCGGGGAGAAGGGCAGUCAGCCUCUAUGGUCCAGGCCCGUGCUCCUCUCCGUCGGUCUCCUCGUGCCCUAGUCACGCGCCCCGCAUCUGCGCCACUGCCCGGCGUCAUCUUCCUCCCUCCCAGCGCCACCCCGCAGCGGGUGGUCGGCAGUAGUCCGGGAUGUACGACAGAGCUCCCCGGGAGAUAACGCUGGCCAAUUCCACUAGCACUGAUGUUCACGUGGGGCCGGGCUCCUACCAGGUGCCUUUCCAGAAGGAAUUCGUGUCAGAUGGCUAUGCUCCAUUUCUUUCUUUCGUAUCCCGAGAAAGUGCUUUUGUUACCCCUUUCACUGAGGAUGAUGCUCCAGGACCAGCUCACUACAAUAUUAAGAAGAUAAAGUGCAAUGUAAAGGGAGGCCUGAGUCUGAAAAACAGAGAAGCACGUUUUAAAAAGUUUGAUCCAGGUAAUCCAGGACCCGGAUACUAUGAACAGGCUUGUACUGGAGGCGUGGGGAUGAUAGAUUGGAAGCUGAGCGAUCCUAGACAACGCUAUGAUUUGAAAACUUCAAAAAGAUUUAACGUCUUCAAAAAUGUGUACGCACCUUCCAUUCCUUCCCCUGGGCAGUCACAUGGUUAUAAUAUAAAAGAAGAUGGCUCCAUAUUAAAACAAAGUCCACCUCCUUUGGAUAAAACACUGGGUCCAGCAUUCUACAAACCAUUGUUCGAUGCUUCUGAUUCAACUUCGAAAUAUAAAGGAGUACAUUUUGGCAACCUGUCAGGAAGACGGGAUUUACCAAUACUGGAAGGCCCUGGGCCUGGGGAGUAUGAUAUACUUCAGGAAAGUACACUGCAUUAUGAGAAUGUUAAUAUCAAGAAAGAAGAUAAACUAAAAAGUUGUCCUUUUCUUCCACGUUAUCAUGAGGUAUUAGUACUACAGGAAAAAAAAAAGGGAGUACCAGGACCAGGGAGAUAUGACAUUAAAAGUCAGUUUAAAAAUGUAGAAGAUGAGACUUCAAGUAUAAAUGAAAUUCACCCUGCUUUCCUUUCACAAUGCCAGAGAUUUAUACCUGUGAAAUCAGUCACUCCAGCUCCUGGCACAUAUAAUGAUCAUCGAACAGCUCUUGCGACUUUGAAAAAAUUACCAGCACAAAAAAACACCCCUUUUGGUCGAACUUCUGUUCGCUUCACACAGAUUUCCAGUGUAGACACACCAGGUCCUGGGUGUUAUGAUAUUUCAAAAAAUAUUUCAUUUGAUCCUGUGAAAAGUUCUUAUGUGGAGGGAACAAAGAAAAGUGCAUUUGGAUCUUCUACUCCUCGAAAAUGCCAAUUGAUUAAAGAAGAAGAAUAUGGACUUCCUGGGCCAGUUGAUUAUCAGAUUACAGAAUUGCCUGAAGAAUCAUCAAAGAUAAGUAAGGAUUCAAGUACCUUGCUGUCAAAUUUAGAAAGAGAAAGUAAAGUCUCAGUUACGGAUGUUCCACCACCAGGCCACUAUGACGUUCAAAAAUCAUUUGAGAAAUCAUAUGGCAGAUCUAAAUACAUGCCACCUCGAACCUGUAUUGCCAGAAUAAAGCAUAACUCUUUCCUUAGUUCAACUCCUAGAAGUUUUGAGAUAAAGAAAGAUGGACCAGGACCUGCCUCAUACAACCCAAUUUUCAAGACAUGUCCCAAACUGUCCUUAUUUCUUAAAAAAGAAAAACGCUUUGUGGAACCUAAGAAUAUAACUCCCGGUCCUGGAACAUAUAAGCUGAGUCCAAUUUUCAGAGACACUGUGCUAAAAGGAACCUUUAAUGCUACUCUACGGAAUCCUUUAUUGUGGAAUGAGGUGGAAAAUGUCUCUCGGAUUCGAUCACCCAAAUUGCAGUUCCAUCUAGGAAGCAAACCUGCGAUUUUAAAAUGACAUGUUCCAAACUUCUGCCAUCUAUUACUAGAAACAAGCUGAAAGGUCUUUUUACAAAGAAAUCUUUUAAUUUUGAUGAAGUUCUCCAUCGGCUGCUCAAAGAAAUAUAAUUGCUCUUAUAACCUUGAGAGAGAAAACCUGUUCUUGCAAGAAUUCCAAUUCUUUUCUCUCUGAUUUUUUUCCUAUUACAGAAGUAGCACAGAUGUCUAUUUCUGUCUGUCUUAACAUAUAUCAUUGAUGCUUCCUUCUCAAAUUUAACACUGAAUAAAAAUAAUUGAUGGGAA
Messenger RNA from Antechinus flavipes (yellow-footed antechinus), 2344 nucleotides. RefSeq names its product sperm tail PG-rich repeat containing 2 (gene STPG2). The transcript has 14 exons. Bases 345 to 2060 code for a protein of 571 amino acids. The record is from RefSeq and is a predicted model, not a curated record. Lineage: Eukaryota; Metazoa; Chordata; Mammalia; Dasyuromorphia; Dasyuridae.